UCUAAGGUUGAAGGAUCCUCCUAGGGUCGAAUGUAGACAAGGCCGUGUUCGCGUCUCGUUCGUCCUCCCACAAUCGCGCCGUGCGUUGUCGCGUUAUGCCGCAAGCCGUCACACGCCGAAGCGGCGCGGCGCGUCACGGCUGUUUGGCGGCGACUCAGCUUCCUCGCGUGUCGAUGGCGAGUCGUCUCGUCCCGAUGUGUGCUUCUAGGCGUUAUUGGGAAACAUUCCUCUCGCUCUCGCUAUCCUAUAAGUACGGCUUAGCUCAUAUCUGCAUUCAUCACAACAACCUUCUAGCAACCUAAUACGACGGCAACCUAGCUUUCAGCCCAGCAAGCGACGACCAUUCAAGCAACAACAGGUCCAGCCACCAACCACCGGAUCCCGCUCAGAAAAACAGGCCCAGCGCACCAUCAGCCGAGUUAUUUACUGUUCCCUAAGUUCACCGAUUCGCGUGCACCAUCCGCAAUCCACGCGCUCCGUACUCAAUCCGCGUGCAUCCUCGCAUUCGCAAGGCGAAAAUACGUUUUCGAGACUUCAAACAAUCACCAGGAAUGGCGGCGCGGCUCGGAGGCAGCUUGCUCGUCGCACUAAUAGUAGCCACAUGCAUAGCAGCAGCGUGCGUGCCGGGAAUUGGCGCGCAGAAGGCGCCUGCUCCGCCGACGAAGGCGCAGCUGCGCGCGGAGCUGCAGGCGAUGACUAAGAGCAUCGUGAAGCGGUACCCGCAGUACUCCAGAUACGCGCAGGACGCCUCCAAAUACAUCAACGUCGCCCUGAACUCGAGGUACGACCUAUCAGCGCUGCGAGACGCGUCCAUCCUGAUCCCCAACAACGCGCAGGCAGAGGCGCUCGCGAAGAGGAUCCCCGCUAAGAGCAGCAGCGUCCCCACGGUGUACAACAUCACGGCGUUCCACAUCCUGCGCAAGCGCAUGACCGUCCCGCAGCUGCGCCAGGUGAAGCAGCGGGUGGCGGUGGGCACGCAGCUCCGGCAGCCGGUGUUCAAGAUGACGGCGGCGAAUAGCAGCGCGGUGGCGUUUGCCAAAGGGCCGUAUUUGAAGCAGGCGCAGUGGACCACUAUUCGCAUCCCAGGGCUGUAUGUGGGCCGCUGGUUCAUUGCCCAUGGGGUCGACCGCGUGCUCAUCCCCACUCACACCAAGAUUUGAUGAUACUGUACAGUCGAGGGGGGAAGGGGAGGGGGAGGGGAGGGUGAUCUGAAGCUAGAGUGGAGGAAAGAGGCAAGCAAGCAUUGAUGAGUGAAGUGCCUCAGAGUACAUGAGACAUAGCUUGCAACAACCACUGGCUAUUGUCAUCAAGUGCGUAGCUUGCAGUCCUUGCUUCAGCGGGACGUGAUUGCAGGCCAAUGCAGUGCGCCCUUCCAGUGCUGCAGCAGUGGUAGAUAUUUCAGUUCAGAACGUCUCUCUGCUGAUCAUGCUCGGUGCUGGAAUGCCGCACUGGAUUGCCUGCAUGUAGUAUGGAUUCUUACCAACACUUAGCUGCAGUGCAUUUCCUACAUGUAGUUGUACCCGGCUUUGAACUUGACGCUUAUGUGUUCUGGCAUGUCUUGAAAACACUUGACUUUGCC
Closterium sp. NIES-67 is the source of this 1579-nucleotide messenger RNA. The record is from the annotation of a GenBank genome assembly. Lineage: Eukaryota; Viridiplantae; Streptophyta; Zygnematophyceae; Desmidiales; Closteriaceae.